GUUGAAACCAAACUAUAAAAACCGCCUCCCGCUAUUUCUUCUCCUAUUAUCAUCUCUCUUCUAAAAACUCAACAUUCAACACACUCUCUGCUUCAUCUUUCAUGGAAACUCCCCGUCGGUCCUCUGUGAUCAUCGUCGGAGCCGGAAUCUCAGGAUUAACGGCGGCGAAGGUGUUAUCGGAGAAUGGAGUGGAUGAUGUGGUGAUAUUGGAGGCGGCUGAUAAGAUAGGCGGUAGGAUAAGGAAAGAGGAAUUCGGCGGAGUAGCGGCGGAACUCGGUGCCGGUUGGAUCGCCGGUGUCGGCGGUAAACAAUCUAAUCCUGUAUGGGAACUUGCACUUCAGUCUAAUCUCCGAACAUGCUUCUCCGAUUACAGUAAUGCUCGUUACAAUAUCUACGAUCACAGUGGGAAGAUAUUUCCGAGUGGAAUAGCGGCGGACUCGUAUAAGAAAGCGGUGGACUCAGCAAUUCAGAAACUCAGAAGCCAGGAAGGAAAUCAUAAUGAAGACACCGACGAUGCUGCUGAAACGCCGUCAACUCCAAAAACACCAAUAGAGCUGGCGAUUGAUUUCAUUCUUCAUGAUUUUGAAAUGGCAGAAGUUGAGCCAAUAUCAACCUAUGUAGAUUUUGGUGAAAGAGAAUUUCUGGUUGCUGAUGAAAGAGGAUAUGAACAUUUGCUUUAUAAAAUGGCAGAAAAUUUUCUUCUUACCUGUGAGGGUAAAAUUAUGGACAGUCGACUCAAGCUCAAUACGGUUGUUCGGGAAGUGCAGCACUCGAGAAACGGCGUCUUGGUGACAACAGAAGAUGGUUCCCUUUACGAAGCCAAUUAUGUCAUUUUGUCUGUUAGCAUUGGUGUUCUCCAAAGCGACCUCAUUUCAUUCUUACCCUCUUUACCCAGAUGGAAGAUGGAAGCCGUCAGAAACUUGGAUGUGAUGGUUUAUACAAAGAUCUUUCUCAAGUUCCCUAACAAGUUCUGGCCUUGUGAACCUGAAAAGGAGUUCUUCAUCUAUGCUCACGAGCGAAGAGGCUACUAUACGUUCUGGCAGCACAUGGAAAACGCUUAUCCGGGAUCCAAUAUGCUGGUGGUAACCCUGACAAAUGGUGAGUCAAAACGUGUGGAAGCUCAAUCUGAUCAAGACACAUUAAGAGAAGCAAUGGAAGUGUUAAGAAACAUGUUUGGGCCUGACAUUCCUGAUGCCACCGACAUAUUAGUCCCACGUUGGUGGAAUAACCGGUUCCAGCGUGGUAGCUACAGUAAUUACCCCAUAUAUGCAAAUCAUCAACUCGUCCAUGAUAUUAAGGAACCAGUGGGGCGGAUAUUUUUCACAGGAGAACACACAAGUGAAAAAUUUAGUGGCUAUGUCCAUGGAGGUUACCUUUCAGGUAUAGACACUAGCAAUGCUUUACUUGAGAAAAUGCGAAGGGAUGAUGGAAGGAAGAAUGAGAGUCAAGCGUUUCUGUUAGAACCAUUGCUAGCAUUAACAGGCUCUUUGACACUGACACAAGCUGAGACUGUAUCAAGUCUCCACAAAUGUGAUAUUCCGCGACAACUCUUCCUUAGUAACAGCAAAUUGGGACUUCCAGAGGCUAUCUUAUGAGACUAAAUGAACCUCUGCUGGAUAAAAUUUACGCUGACAGAUGUUGCUAUCCAUCCAACCACGGAUAAACUCGAUUUGCUGGAGGUCUGACAAAAAGACGGUACGAGUCCUUUGUUCUAUUAACAGAAAAAAGGAGCAAAGAAACUUGAGAGAAGGAUAUAGGGUAGUUUCCAGGAUAUUUAUUCUGAAAUUCUUCAUUGCAGAUACAUACAAUUGUUAUUAGGAGUAAAGUCAUAGAGAGGUAUGAUGCAGUAUUAAUGAUAUUUAACACAUGAAAAUUAAGUAAUAAGAUGACUGACCAUGUUUUCAAUUGAUUAUAAUUUCUAAUGUAAUCCUCAAGUUUGUAUAUGAAAACAUAACUUUGGUUCUUUUGGUUGUGUCCAA
Messenger RNA from Solanum pennellii, 1979 nucleotides. Its product is annotated as polyamine oxidase 1. The coding region runs from base 102 to 1595 and encodes 497 amino acids. Gene Ontology annotation, molecular function: polyamine oxidase activity. NCBI's taxonomy places the organism in Eukaryota, Viridiplantae, Streptophyta, Magnoliopsida, Solanales, Solanaceae. The record is from RefSeq and is a predicted model, not a curated record. Gene Ontology annotation, biological process: polyamine catabolic process. The transcript is spliced from 10 exons.